AUGGCAGAGAAGAACCUCACCUUAGUGACUGAAUUCCUCCUUAUUGCCUUCACAGAAUGUCCUGAAUGGGGACUCCCUCUCUUCUUUCUGUUCGUUUUUAUCUAUCUCAUCAUUUUGUUGGGAAACUUGGGGAUGAUUAUCCUGAUCCACAUGGAUUGCCAGCUUCACACCCCAAUGUACUUCCUUCUGAGUCACCUCUCCUUCAUGGACAUCUGCUACUCAUCUGUCACUGUUCCUCAGAUGUUGGCCAUGUUGUUGGAACAUGGGGCAGUUUUAUCCUACUCACGCUGUGCUGCUCAGUUCUUCCUGUUCACCUUCUUUGGUUCCAUUGACUGCUACCUCCUGGCUCUUAUGGCCUAUGACCGCUAUGUGGCUGUGUGCCAACCUUUGCUUUAUGCCACCAUCAUGACACAGAAGGCCCGUUUGUGUUUUGUGGCUGGGGCUUAUGUUGCUGGCCUUUUCAGUGCCUCAGUGCGGACAGUCUCAACUUUCACUCUUUCCUUCUGUGGGACCAAUGAGAUCGACUUCAUUUUCUGUGACCUUCCACCACUCUUAAAGCUGACCUGUGGGGACAGCUAUGCCCAGGAGGUGGUAAUUAUUGUGUUCGCCAUUUUUGUCAUUCCUGCUUGCAUGGUGAUGAUCUUGGUGUCCUACCUGUUCAUCAUUGUGGCCAUUAUGAGGAUCCCCUCAGCUGGUGGAAGGGCCAAAACCUUCUCUACAUGUGCCUCUCACCUCACCACCGUGUCACUCUUCUUUGGCACCCUCAUCUUCAUGUAUCUGAGAGGUAAGUCCGGCCAGUCCCCAGAGGAGGACCGGGUGGUGUCUGUGUUCUACACAACAGUGAUUCCUAUGUUGAACCCAUUCAUCUAUAGCCUGAGGAAUAUGGAGGUGAAGGAAGCCCUGAGGAAAAUUCUUAGUAGAGCCAAGUUGUCCUAAUCAUCUCUACCUUUGUGAAAAUUUUGAGAAUCACCUCCUUUGUGAUGCCAGUAUUCUGAGCACUCAUUAUUUAAAUGAAUAUGCCAUGGUAACCAAAUCGAACCUACUGAUGUUGAGUUGAUUCUGACUCAUAGCAACCCUAUAAGACAGAGUAGAACUACCCCAUAGGGUAGAUUCAAACUGCUGACCUUUUGGUUAGCAGCUGAGCUCUUAACCACUGUAGAGAACCAGGCCUUUAGCUCCAGAGAGAGGAAGGAAGAAAAAGAAGAGGCAACCUGAGAAGAGACUGGACAAGAGACAAAAAGAUCUGAAAUUAAAUCCUGUGCAAUCCAGUUGCACACCUCAUCAGCCUGUGGCUAUAAAACAAGUUGAUAUUUUUUGCAAAUUUUUUAAAUGAAAGAUUUUCAUUGUACAGAAAGAUUGAAUAUAAUGUUUAGUGAACCCCCUAUACCACAUGCCUGGAUUCUGGGAUUGUUAAUAUUUCUUUGCAUUUGCUUUAUUAUGUAUGUAUAAUCAUCCAUCUAUCCAUUUUCCAGUUCAUCCUUCAAGCCACCUAAUUUUUAUAAGCACUUAAAAAUGAGUU
This is a messenger RNA of Loxodonta africana (African savanna elephant), 1519 nucleotides long. Its product is annotated as olfactory receptor 9Q1. NCBI's taxonomy places the organism in Eukaryota, Metazoa, Chordata, Mammalia, Proboscidea, Elephantidae. Gene Ontology annotation, cellular component: membrane. Gene Ontology annotation, biological process: G protein-coupled receptor signaling pathway; sensory perception of smell. Gene Ontology annotation, molecular function: olfactory receptor activity; G protein-coupled receptor activity; odorant binding. The record is from RefSeq and is a predicted model, not a curated record. The coding region runs from base 1 to 936 and encodes 311 amino acids. The transcript has a single exon.